Salvelinus sp. IW2-2015 is the source of this 3344-nucleotide messenger RNA. NCBI's taxonomy places the organism in Eukaryota, Metazoa, Chordata, Actinopteri, Salmoniformes, Salmonidae. The record is from RefSeq and is a predicted model, not a curated record.
AUGAGAGACAAGGGUAGCCGGGAAGCUGCGUUCACGUACGCCAUCACGGCCGCCGGCGUAGCCCAUGCCAUCACGGCGGCGUGUAGCCAGGGAAACCUGAGCCAGUGUGGCUGUGACCGGGAGAAGCAGGGUUACUAUAACCAGGAAGAGGGCUGGAAGUGGGGAGGCUGUUCGGCAGACAUCAAGUACGGCGUUGAGUUCUCCAGGAGGUUCGUGGAUGCCCGCGAGAUCAAGAAGACCACGCGCCGGCUGAUGAACCUCCACAACAAUGAGGCAGGGAGAAAGGUCCUGGAGGAGCGGAUGAAGUUGGAGUGUAAGUGUCAUGGCGUGUCAGGCUCCUGCACCACCAAAACCUGCUGGACGACCCUGCCCAAGUUCCGAGAGAUCGGCUAUGUCCUGAAAGACAAGUACAACCAGGCGGUUCACGUGGAGGUGGUCCGGGCCAGCCGACUACGCCAGCCCACCUUCCUCAAGGUGAAGAAGACCCAGGGCUACCGCAAGCCCAUGGAGACCGACCUCGUCUACAUCGAGAGGUCGCCCAACUACUGCGAGGAGGACGCAGCCACGGGGAGCGUUGGCACCCAGGGGAGGCUGUGUAACCGCACCUCGCCCCACACGGACGGCUGUGACCUCAUGUGCUGUGGCCGGGGCUACAACACGCACCAGUACACCAAAGUGUGGCAGUGCAACUGUAAGUUCCAGUGGUGCUGCUUCGUCAAGUGCAACACAUGCAGCGAGAGGACGGAGGUGUUUACCUGCAAAUAAAGGGGCAUGACAUAACGGACCUACAGUACGGUACUAUAAUUGGGAGGGGCGUGGCAGGACUAGCUGGAUGACAAGGAAGACCCCCAGAGAAAAGAGAAAAGGACAUGUCUUGGAAUAGUGAGAGAUUUAAAAAUAAAAAGGAAUGGAAUGUUCAAUAUCAGCUCUUCAUGGCAUCGUUUUGCACAGCAGAAUCUAUAUGAGCUUUUUAAAAGAAAAGUGAGGGCUAAAUAUCAAUAGGUAAUAAUACUAAAAUCUUUGACUGACUGAGACAGAAUAAUGUGUGAUCACGUACUGAUGUAAAAGUUAGGACUACAGGAAGCAAAAGGUGCCUGGAUGGGAACUGUGCAUUGCACUCUGGAAUUUUUUGAUUUUUUUUUCACAGAAUGGAUUCUUCAUGGAACAGAAAGACAGACUCUGGAGAUGUGGUAGAAAAGGACAGUAACUGUUAAGGGAUGAGACAGUCCUGAGACUCUAAAAGUCUUUUAGUGAGAACUUAGAGUUUUACUUUCUUUUUCCACAGAGGGAGAGCUCAGAGGUGAAUAUUUGAGCCCCCAAACUGGAGGUGUAUCUUUUUGGAGCUGUGUAGACAUGAAGAACGCUGUGUAAGUGUGGUGCCUUGGGGCACAUUGAAAGUGGAGAAGUCUCUAUAGUAAGCCCUCUGCUGCCAACUGGAAUACGGUGGAGUAUGUUAGUUUUCCAGUCACACUGGAACUGUCUGUUUGAACACUGAAAAUAAAUUGUUUAUUUAUGUUAUAGUAUCUUAAAACAAAGCACUAACGGGUAGAAAUGUAUUUUUUUGUACUAAGUGUAAAAAUUACUUUUUAGAAAACUCUGACUGAAGAUAAUGCGUGUCUUUUAGAAUAUGGCCCCAUCCCACUAUCAAUCCCCCUUUUUCUAAAAUGGUUUCAUUGCUACUGGUGUGUUGACUACAUAAAACAUCAACAAUACAGGGUAUUUCACAUCACAAUCAAUCACAUUGGUUAUAUUUUGCUGUAGCAUAGCUUUUGUUUGCAGUCAUUUAUGCAGCAGACGUUAGGCCUACAUCCUGUCUGGGUUAUUUAGCAUAGACAGUCGCAAGAGAACUAAUCUCUUAACCGCAAAGAUCCUUCCUCAAUUAUUUAAACAUGAUGUUUCUGGAUGUAUUGUAGAGUGGUACACUGAUAUUAGUUUCUAUUCAGAAACGACCAAAAUUAAAAAGAAAUAAUCUCCCAUUUGACUGCUUUUUGAAAUUUAUUGCAAAGAAAAACAAGACUGAGAAUCAAAGAAAAACAAGACUGAUAGUCAYUGAGUGAAGUCUGCUGGUCGUGAGAGGAAAUGUUAGGUUUUAGCCAACAGUUUCGGUAAUUCACUGCAUCCAAAGCUGUGUUGGCAUUCUCAUCUGUAUUCAUUGGUUGUGGUUAUACUAUACCAAGUGUCGGGCUAUGUAGAGUUUCAUUGACAUAAACCAUCAGUAUACACCACUGAUCAAAAACAGUCAUUAUUUUCAGCAUCUUUUCGUCAUGCUUAAAGCUAGAAUACUUAGUUGCAACAUCCAUUUUUGGACUUAUAAACUAAUGGUAUAUACCCAUUGAUUUUUGAAGAAUAUAACUUGUAAAUGCCUCAUGAGCUCAUCCUAUCAGAACCCCAAAUAUAAGCCUGUUUUACUCCAAUGUUUGUAAACAACGUAACCAAACACUGUACAGCCUUAAAACAUGAUUGAAACUAUAAUUUUGAUAUCAGGGAUGGUCAGUCAUUGCAUCCAUAGCUCUGUCUAUGAAUUUGAGAGUGGUUACAUUUCUCCAGGCCCAUCCCUCAACUUUUUCCCAAAACAGAAGCGGGUGUCCACUUUGGUAUAGUUUCAACAGUCGAUUCUAGCUUUAACCUUCAUAUGUUGAUAAGAGAAUAUUUGCUUUCUGCUUAUUUGAGAUUAUGAUGACCCAGGGUUUACCUGURAGAUGGGCCAGUUUCUUUCUUGGCUCAUUUUCUUGGUUUUCAUAAGAUAGACAGAUCUGUCAUCAUAGGUUGUGCAUAUUGAAUAAUAUUCACUCAAUUUAGGUGAAGGUGCUGUUUUAUGAUGGUAAUGAUGUAAAUCUAGUCCUUAAUAGUUUUCAACUAUGCUAUCAAUGUAAGUGCUACUCCAAUGCAAUACUAGUGUAAUUAACUGGAUAGUCUGCUGACUAAAGCUAACUAUUUAAUGUCAUCUAGAGCUGUAGCUGAGGAACGCUCAACUCUGUUCUCUUAUCCGCUUAUAUCCGUCUCGAUAUAAGAGAACGGAGUUGAGUGUUCCUCAGCUACUAGAGGUGCAGGUGUAUAAAAUUAAUAUGUUCUAAUUUUGAUUAGUACCACCGCAGGCCUGUUGCUAUUUCUAGAUACAGUAUGAACUCAGCAACAAGGGGACAAAAGCGUGAAAAUGAUCCAAACCAUCUCUCAGACAGUUUCUCAUAAUAUUACUAAUACACAUUUAGCGACACCAAAACAAACAAUAUGAAAAACUCAUCCUGAAUCAGUUAUUUCAAACCUCUUUGGCAGAAGACCAUACAGUUGAAGUCGGAAGUUUACGUACACUUAGGUUGGAGUCAAUAAAACUCGUUUUUCAACCA